AUGCAACAGGACAAAGGCAGGAUAUAUUAUGGUCGGUUUGUCCAGAGAGAUAAAUUAAGCCAAGGGUCUUUUGGAGUAGUUUAUAUUUGCCAUGAUAAAGUUACUAGAGAUUAUGUUGCUAUAAAAGUAGAAAAGGAAAAUAAAGAUUUAAUGAGUUUAGAACGAGAAAUUUAAAUCAUAGAGGAACUUCGAGGAAUAACAGGUGUUCCAAAGUUGUAUUGGUAUGGAAAUGAGUAUAACCAAAAUUGUAUGGCUAUGCAAUUGCUUGGAAGAGACUUAUCUCAUUUUUAAAAGAAAUUUAAGAAGCACUCGUUAAAAACAGUAUGCAACCUAGCUGAAUAAUUGCUUACUAUACUAGAAGAGAUUCAUAAAAGGGGUGUCAUUCAUAGAGAUAUAAAACCAGAAAACAUCUUAAUGGGAAGAGGAAAUGAUUCUCAAUAAGUUUAUAUGGUUGAUUUUGGAAUAUCUAAAAAAUUUCGCAAUAACAAUUAGCAUAUUCCAUUCCAAGAAAAUAAACCUUUUAUAGGCACAACUCGAUAUGCUAGCAUUUCUGCUCAUAAGGGUUAUGAAUUAUCGAGAAAGGAUGACUUAGAAAGUUUAGGAUAUGUUUUUAUAUAUUUGCUCAGAGGGAAUCUACCAUGGUAAAAUAUCACAUCCACAUCCGACAAAGAGAAAACUAAGUUAGUAGGUAAAUUAAAAAUGGAACUUGAAUUAAAAGAUUUAUGCAAAGGAUUGCCUAUUGAAUUUUAGAAAUAUAUGGAUUACGUUUACAAAUUGAAAUUCGCAUCUACUCCAGAUUAUUAAUAUUUACAAGGGUUAUUUAAAAGAAUAGCUCAAUAAAAUAACUUCAAUUUUGAUAGAAAAUUUGAUUGGAUGGACAAUCAAACUACUUCUACUAAAUCUUCAGAUUAAGCUUAGUAAUCUUCUAAUGAAAUCGAUAUUUCAAAUAUCUAAGGUGAUUACUUUAAACUAAAGAUGAGUGAAAAACGUAAAUCUUAUCAAAUCGAUUAAACUUCGUAGUAAUCUUCAGUUGUUCUCAAUUAUGCUCCUUCAAUAGUAUCCAAUAGAAAUAAUAAAAAUAUUUCGAGAUCUCGAUAAAAUUCAAAAUAAUCAUAUUCUAGAGAGUCGUCAUUAGUAAAAUAACCUAAGGGAUAGAAAUUUUAAGGAGUAUUUUUCUAAAAUCGAGAAUUUAGAGAUUUCGAUGUUCAAGAAAACAAACAAAAGAAAAGUCCAAUCAAUUUUUCAGAGUUUGAUGAUUUUGAUGAUGAAUUAAAUGAUGAUGACGAAUAGAUUUAUUAAGUACAAAGAAAAGUUGGAAUGAUUAAUGUUCAUUUUAAAGAACAUCUAUCGAAACAAUGAGAUGAUUUUCUUAAUUAUUUUUGAUUACUAAUUCAUUUGUAUUAUUCAUUUUCAUAAGUCUUUUUCA
Paramecium tetraurelia is the source of this 1426-nucleotide messenger RNA. RefSeq lists its product as uncharacterized. The transcript has 6 exons. NCBI's taxonomy places the organism in Eukaryota, Ciliophora, Oligohymenophorea, Peniculida, Parameciidae. Gene Ontology annotation, biological process: endocytosis; peptidyl-serine phosphorylation; signal transduction. Gene Ontology annotation, molecular function: protein serine/threonine kinase activity; ATP binding. Gene Ontology annotation, cellular component: cytoplasm; nucleus. The record is from RefSeq and is a predicted model, not a curated record.